GUCUCAUCAUCUUCGACUCCUCAACAUCGUCACACACCAUCUGUAACACAUUGGAGCUGUGGCGCAAAGAACCUUCGACCGCCCUCCCCACGCCCACGACCCAUCGCCGCCGGUACAACUACGCACCUCGCUCUUCCUAAUCCUCCGUCACCCACACACCAACUACCUCUAUCACACGACUACUCGCACCUCAUCUCCCUAUCCUUCCCAGUCGCUUCAUUCUUCAACCCCCUCUUGUUCUUUGACUUUGCCCCGUUAAGCUUGGCCUCAAAGUACUACUCCCCCUCCACUUCACUUUUAUCUACAUCCAUCCGACCUCCUCUCUUCUCCAACAUCGCGUAUCAGGAGCAUCGUCGUUUAAUCACUUUCCCCGCCAACCUAGCCGCAUCGCGGUCACAUCCGCGAGAAUGUCCAACUAUGGCCAAGGCUUCCAGAAUGGCUUCGACCCUCUUCUUUACAGCAACAUGGGUGGCGCCGGUGGUGUAGGCAAUGUGUCCAAUACCGCCAACACCAUGAACAACGUUGGUGGCAUGAACCUUGGCGACCAGACCAAGGUCGGACAAAACCAGCCCUUCAAUCUAGGCAACAUUGGUACCAUGGGCUCCAACGGACUCGGCGGCAACAUGGCAGCAGCCAACGUCGCUGGCAACAACUCGUUGCCACCAACUUGGCUCAGCCAGUAUGCCUCCCUCCAGUCGCAGGCUAGCCAGCAAAUCAACCCCAACGCCCAAGGUGGGACAGGUCAAGGCCUGAACGCCCAGAACCUUGGCAGCAUGCUCAAUGGCAAUGAUGGCCCACAGCGUCAGAUUGAUCUCCUCCGCUCUAUGCAGGCGAAUCGUUUGACAAACAAUAGUGGUAUUCCCAAUGCCGCUUCACAACAGGCCAACAACAUGUUGGCUCAACAGAUCUUCGCCCAGCGUCAGCAGCAAGCAUCCGCAGCUCAGCAGCAGCCACAAAAUGCCGUCGCUGGCCAGCAGCAACGGCCACAGCUUGGCGGGCAGCAGGCGAACUUGCAGAACAAGGAUCUUUCGGCCAUGGGUGGUAAUAUCAUGAGCCAGUACGCGAACAUGAUGGGCAAGCCAAACCAGACGUCACCCGAGGUCUCAAUGCAGCAGCGAAUUCGCACGGCCCAGCUCGCUCAUAACCAAACUACGAGCAACAACGUUGCAGGUGGCAAUCCGUCAAUGGCCGGGAUCGAUCUGCAGAACAUUGGCACACCCGUGAUGGGCAGCGCUGGUCUCCAAUCGCAGCAGCAGCCUCAGCCUCAGUCCCAAUCCCAGCAGAUGCCGCCCCAACAGCCACCACAGCAACAGCAGCAGCAGCAGCAGCAACAGCAACAGCCGACGCAGCUCCAGCAGCAGCAGCUUCAACAGCAGCUUGGUCAGCCUAGCGGGCAGCAGGGCAAUCCGCUCGCGAAUAUCCAACUUCCACCCGGCAUGGAUCGAGAGGCCCUCAUGAAGCGACUGGCCAUGGCUCGUCAACAGGGCUUCAGCAUUGGCGGUAUCACGCAGCAGCAACUCCAGCAGCUCGCCAUGGGUCGUUUACCUGCAAACCGGCCACCAGCUGCUGGCGGCAUGGACUUUGCCCGGCUCCAGCAGAUGAAAGCAGCACCUCCCGGCUCUGUGCCCAAUGGUCUUCCGCCUGCGAUCCAGCAGCAGUUGCUGCAGAUGUCGCAGAACCAUCACUCUGCGCCCAACAGCGAUACGACUUCCCACCUCCCCGGCCAAAGUGGGCAGAACCCCAAUCAGGUUAAUCCGCCCAACCAGAUCAAUCAGAACCAAGCGAGCCAGACGCAGCAGAAGCCGCAAAACCAGAACCAGAGCCAGCCCAGCUCUUUGCCGCAGCAGCAGUCCACACCCAAUCUUUCCGGCUCUCAUCAGUCCCAGCAACAGUCCGGGACGGUCGGCAAUGCGCCAGUGCCAACGGCUGUCAAUCCAGGUGGAUCGCAAGCGCCGUGGCAGACCAACCCUAUCCGCAGCCCAGCUAACAUGCUGCCUGAGGAGGAUUGGCUUCGUGUGUUCCGCACGGUGAACCAAAACCCCACCCUCAACUACCCCACGGUCGGCGGGAAGCAACUUAGCCUCUACAAGCUAUUCACUAUCGUGUUUGCGUAUAACGGCUAUCGUUUCCUCGAUUCGCAGCCGUUGGAGAAGGGAUGGGGCAUGAUGGCUCAUCUGCUCGGCUAUCCGAACGGCAACGCUCCAGGACUGAAUGGCACUGAUUCCAUCACCAAGCAGAUCCGCGAUAUCUACCAUCAGCUCCUUGCUCGAUUGGAAGAGUUGUGGGUUAGCAAUCUCCUGCAGCAGCAGCGGGCGGCUGCGGCCAAGAACCAGGCUGGCCAGCAACCGGGUCCGUCUGGCCCGACCAACCAGCAGCAGCAGCUGCAGCAACAACAACAACAGCAGCAGCAGCAGGCUCAGCAAACGAACCAGCAGCCGACCGACAGUCAACAGUCGAGCCAGUUCAACCUUCAAAGCAACAUGUCCCGCAUCGCCCAGAUGCCUCCCCAGCAACAGCAGCAGCUGACCGGGAUGAUGCAGCAGCAUCAACAGCACCUGCUGAUGCAGAACCAGCAGCAGCAGCAGCAGCAGGCCCAGGGUGGCAAUCUGCAGCCGCCAACGCAGCAGCAGCAGCCCCAGCCGUUGCAAGAGCAGCAGCAGGUUCAACAACCGCCACAGCAGCAGCAGCAGCAGCAACAACAACAACAGAACCAACAACAACAGAACCAGCAGCAGCAGCAGCAGAACCAGGGCGGGUUCAAUCUGAACUUCAACUUUGCCAACGGGGGCAUGCCACCUGGCCUUUCAAGCGAGCUCAUUAACGCGGUUGCAUCCAACCCGAACGCACCGCUUACCGAGGAACAGCGACGCAUGAUGCGCUCAGCGCAAAUGCAGCAGGCGCUUCAGCAGGCCCAGGCUGGACAGGCCGCUCAGUUGCAGAACCAGGCGCAGCAGCAGCUACGGCAGGCUCAAGCGCAGACGCAAGCUCCAAGCCAGGGGCAGCAGUCAAACGCCAUGUCGAGUGGCCCUCUGCAACAGACACGGCCGAUGCAGGCGCAACAGCAGCCGACGCCCCAGCAGCCCAUCUCUACCCCACAACAGACUCAGCAGGGUCAGCAGGGUCAGCAGGGCCAGCAGGGCGGCCCAUAUCCUCAACCCCGCAACUUGACGGAGCUCAUCGCCAACAUCCGAGCCAAAGAGCAGGAACUGGAGACUGCAUUCAUGAACACAAGAAAGCAGGUGGUGGUCGUGCCGCCCGCACAAUUGGCAGAGUACCGUUCCACUCUCGAGCAGGUCGCCCGUCUAGCACAGGAGGCUCGCACAAAGAGUCCUCUGUUCAACGUCGUGUGCGCCAAUGAAGACGACAAGUACCGGUGCAACGGUCUUGUGCAGCUGUCCUCCAUUAGCUCCGCAGCCGUGCAGAAGGCCAGGUUGAAUCAACCCUGCCUCAGCUUGAAGGAACUCGACGGCGUGCGCGCCCGUCUCAAGGAGUUGCUCGAGCUGUCGAACGCCCAUCUCGAGCAGGCCAUGAAUGAGCCACGCCUGCGUAUGCGUAUGCAGAUGCUCACCAGCGAGUUGGCCAAGGCAAACGUCAACACCACCACUGGUCCCAACGCAGUGGCAACUGCCCAGGCUGCCGAGGCUGUCGCAGCUGCAGCGACCACCAACGCCCAGUCGAACCCGGUAACCACCAACACGCAGUCCAACCCUGCAACUCUGACUGGCACUCCACUCCAGCACCCUGCCAUGCUGAGCCCCGAGGUUGUCAACAACCUUAUCAAGCGACCGCUGAAGCAGGAGGACUUGAAGCCUCCUCCGUUGCCUAAAGCUCGCAAGCAGCAGCAGCAGCAGCAGCAGCAGACAGCGCAGCAGCAGGCCCCGAAGAUAGCCCCAUCACCCAAGACGGUCGAUGACAAGGCUCCUAGAACGCCCGCUACCAGCAGCGCCACUCCCGCAGCUGAGUCAUCCACCCCCGGCCCGUCAGGUAGCGCCCCCAAGAAAUCCGCGAAGCGUAAGGCUUCGACGGCCACGCCGAAGGCCACGAAGAAGUCGAAGAUCGAGGACAAGGCUGAAUCGCCUUCGGUGCCCACCCCUGCAGCUCUCGCAGCCACCCCGCAGGGCUCGACGCCAGCUGCGCCAUCAGCAUCCACACCUGCUGCCUCGGGCUUUACUGGCUCUGCCCUCAACGUCUCGCGGGCGACGCACGCAGACUACUUUGUCCAGCAGCAAAAUGGCGCCGAGGCCGAGCGCGCCAAGUACGCUCAGUUCUUCGCCUCGCGACAGGCCUCGGCGACGUUUGAUGGUGAUUUCGCCGCAGCCCUCGGCAUGUGGGAGGCCCAGCAGGCGGAAGUCUCUGCCGCACCCGCGCCUGCUGGUGUGGGCGCCCUGAACCUGGGCGAGGCAGCUGCAGUGCUGGCUGCUUCAGCACAGACCGAGGAUGCGCUCGCCGACCAGUCGUGGCACGACUUCAUCAACGAGCAAAAUUUUGACCCAGACGAGCCGACGCCUUUGCUCACUCGGUGUCGCUCGUUGGAUACGGACCCCGAGUGCAGCCCACGCGACGCCGACUUGAAUGGCCGCUCGCCACUUGUACAGAUGCACACCGGCGCAUCAGGCGGCUACGCGACCGCCCACGACAAGAUGGGACACGGGCGCCGGGUGCAUCUGAUGAGUCCCUCGGCGCAGGCAUACAACGGCAUGCUCUACGCCGACCACGAUGAUGUUACGACCAAUUUCCAAGGGUACAUGUGAUUCGCAACGUGGACAUCAAACUGCAUCGAUUGUCCUUCUCCUCCAGGCUCCUAUCCGCUCUCCAGACCCUAUCCCUGUCCCCCGCCUCCCGAUCCUCGCGCCAGUGUACCUGUGUAGUAGUUAAUGUGUACUUUGUGAGACUUUGUCGCAGCGUUGCGGCGAAGGGUGCUACUGUACUCUUAAUCUUGGUCUACAAAUAUGCGACUCUAUGGCCUGACUC
Cutaneotrichosporon oleaginosum is the source of this 4971-nucleotide messenger RNA. RefSeq lists its product as uncharacterized. Lineage: Eukaryota; Fungi; Basidiomycota; Tremellomycetes; Trichosporonales; Trichosporonaceae. The record is from RefSeq and is a predicted model, not a curated record. Gene Ontology annotation, molecular function: DNA binding.